UCUCUACUCUCUACGCGUGUCUAAACACGUGUCAUAACUAUUAAUUAAUGAUCUGUUGCACGCCCAAUUGGCCAAUUUAAUGUUUACUUCCUCUACAGUAACGUGUGCAUUCUAUUUCCGUGAACGUGUCCCUUUAAGGCAGCUAGCCAGGAGAAUUUGAAUUGGAAUUCCAAAAUAUUGACAUUUGUAGGAAACAACUAAACUAAUUGAGUUUCUAUAUAAUGAGCACAACAAUCAGCCUAUUCAUGGUGUUAUUGGACCUUACCAUCCUGAAAGUGCUAAAAUGUUUGCUUAUAUUUUUGGACAUUAUUUGAGUACAUUACAGAUUUCUUAUUCAGUGACUAGUGUGCUACUUGACAACAAUAGAAGAUAUCCUUAUUUUCACACUACAAUUCCAAAUGAUGAGUAUUACAGUGUUGUUUUAAGUAAGCUAUUGGAUCACUUUGAUUGGCAGAAAGUGGCCAUCAUAUCAACAUUUGACAAACAAAGUGCCUUGGUUUUACAGUCAAUAUUUAGAGCACUUGCUCAUCACAAUGAACAAGCUCAUAUUUUUGAGCCUGUCAAAGACUUAGUCUCUGCUGAACUUGUUCUAAAAUCUGCAAAAACUUGUUUGUCCACUCAUGUGAAUAGAAUGAUUGUUUUUGAAGUUGCUUCCUAUGAUAUCAUUACUGACUUCAAACAUGAUAAUUUGUAG
This is a messenger RNA of Amphimedon queenslandica, 694 nucleotides long. Its product is annotated as taste receptor type 1 member 1-like. Gene Ontology annotation, molecular function: G protein-coupled receptor activity. Lineage: Eukaryota; Metazoa; Porifera; Demospongiae; Haplosclerida; Niphatidae. Gene Ontology annotation, biological process: G protein-coupled receptor signaling pathway. The coding region runs from base 284 to 694 and encodes 136 amino acids. The transcript has 4 exons. Gene Ontology annotation, cellular component: plasma membrane. The record is from RefSeq and is a predicted model, not a curated record.